UCCCUUUUACAGUGUAGUGAUUGUUUCCAGUUUGAAUUUUAUCAUAAUUUGCGUGGGGUGUUGUUUACUAAUCCUUCAGCAGUAUCAUAAGUCACAUGAGUCUGACAACAAAGUGUUAAAAUAACAGGAUGAUUACCGUACACGCCAUAUUUUAUCCUCUCCUGGUUUUCUUGACCUCCAUCACAGCAACAUCCCUCUAUCUUUUCUUGAAGAAGCCAAAUCUAAUCGUGCAAUAUUAUCUAAGGGUAACUGUUCUGUGGAGUGGAAUGAAAAUUAAGUAUUUAAAUGUGAAUGGAAGGAAUGUUUGUUAUGGGGAAAAAGGACAAAAACAGAAAGGCAAAUCUAGCAUGAUACUUCUUCAUGGAUUCUCGGCUGACAAAUCAAUGUGGGCUCCCCUAGUCAGAAAUCUACCCCGGAAUAUCCAUGUAAUUGCCUUGGAUCUACCAGGUAAUGGGGAAAGUGAACCACCAGAGGAGGGAACAGACUUGUCAUUUAAGGGUCUGGUCCACAGUGUUCAUCAGAUUAUUGAGAAAUUAGAAAUGUCAAAUGACCCCUUACAUAUUGUGGGUCUGUCCAUGGGAGGGGCAAUAGCUGGGCUGUAUGCUGCGGAAUAUCCCCAGGUAGUGGACCGAGUCACCAUGAUGUGUCCAGCAAUGAGAACACCUGAACAGACAGCUGUUGCCAAAGAGAUACAUAGAGCUGUGGAGUCUGGGGAUGAGGAAACCAUUCUACGUGACUGUCCUCUGUUUCCUCAGAACCCAGAUGAGAUGCAGUACUUGUUAGAUUUUGCCCAGUUUCACAAGAGCAGUUUCAUUCCCAAACAGAUACUUCAAGGGGCUGUUGAUAUGAGGAGACAGUACCAUGGGUUUUAUUUGAAAUUAUUAAAAGGCUUGUCAGCAGAAGAAAAUGCAACACUAUUGGAGAGGACAGCCCCUCACAUAACAGUACCCUCCCACAUUGUCUGGGGUCAGGAGGAUCAGGUUGUACAUGUAUCGGGAGCAAAGAUUCUUACCGACAAACUGCCCAACUGCAAAAGAGUGGACAUUAUUCCUCGCUGUGGUCAUGCCAUUAAUCUGGACAGGCCAGGCUCCAAGACUAAGGCGCUGUUGAGUUUCAGGGGAGAGUACUCCAAGAAAGGAAAUUGAUAGAAAACUGUGAUAUCCAAAGCUUGCCAAAAAGCGAAAA
Molecule: messenger RNA, 1185 nt
Organism: Magallana angulata
Lineage: Eukaryota; Metazoa; Mollusca; Bivalvia; Ostreida; Ostreidae
Product: monoacylglycerol lipase abhd6-B-like
Exons: 9
Coding region: 129-1145 (338 amino acids)
Molecular function (GO): catalytic activity
Source: RefSeq, a predicted model, not a curated record